UGACCUUUAUUGAUUUACUUUGAUAAAAAUGGUAUUUUGAGGAAAAACAAAUUAAUUUUCUGGUGAUUGUUUCCUCCUUGGAUGAACCCUUCCCCUCUCUCAAACCCUCUCUUAUUUUCUCUUUGAUUUGGUGAGAAAUUGGUUGGAUUUGAAGCUUAAUCUUGGUGGAUCUUUGUGCUAGCAUUUGAAUUGAAUUUUGAGGUAAACUUUGAAGCUUAAAUCCUUGUUAUCCUUGCUGAAUUUAUUGUGGAAAAGCAUGAUUUUGUUGAAGAUGGUAAUAUGUUGCAUGAUUGUGAGUUCUUGUUUAAUUUGAGUAUGUUUGUGCUUGAAUCAUUGUUGUGGUGUUUGAUUGAGCUUUAGUUGAAAUUCUAGGGUUUUCUUAACCUAAAUCUCAAGUUGUUGUGGUUGUUUGCUGCUGGAAUUAUUUGGUUUGGUUUGAGGUCAAGCUCAAGUUUUGAGCUUGAGUUCUUGUUGGAGAAGUUUGAUUGUUGUGUUGUUGAAUAAUUUGAAAUUAGGGGUUUACAUGUUGGAAUUGUUGUUUUAGCUUUCUGUUGUGAUGAUUCUUAUCUGUAAGAAGUUAAUUUUGGGUAUGGAUUGAUUAAGGUUCGAAUAUAUGGUAAAGUGGGCAUGUUUAGACCUUAAAAUCUGGUUUUCUGGGUUUUUCGAACCCAGUGGCCGCGGCCAGAUCUAUGGUCGCCGCGGCCAUAAAACCUGGCAGAGAGCCAUCUUUUUCCUGAAUUUGUUUUGGCCAUAACUUUUGACUCGGGACUCCGUUUGGGACGUUCUUUAUACCGUUGGAAAGCUCUUUUCGAGCUCUAUGUGAUUAUCUGUAUUUGAAAUGCCAUGAAUUUAUUUUAUGAAUGUGAAAUCAGGGGUUAACCCUAUUUGUGAAAAUCCCGGAUUGUGUGUGACUAGGAUUACCGGCACCUGGUCAGGAGCACCCGGGGAUUUGGAAUCUCUACUAUUGCGGGACAACAGGUAAGACAGUGGUUUGCACGUAGAGUAUGCGCAGUGGCGCUUAUGUUGAAUAUGAUAUAUGUGAGUUAUGGUAACCGGGAUUAGGGUUAUUACCCUAAUAGGAACGGUUUGUUAGCCUAGGGUUAUUACCCUAGUGAAAUAUGUGUAUAAAUGCCAUGCCAUGUUAAUUGAAAUGAAAUUUAAGGAUUAUGCGCUCAAGGCAUAAUUAGGUUGGACUCGGUACACAUAACCGAGAUGAACCACUUCUAAGGCCUUAAUGUAGUUAGACGUGUGAGAGUAACACGUGGGUCUACGUCACGUAGAUUUAAUUAGAUGUGUGAGCGCAACACAUAGGUCUACGCCACGUAGACAUAAUUGGGCAUGAUGAAAUAAUGAUCAGGUCUGUGCUAUACAGACAUAUGUGAAUGAGCAUAAUAUAUUUGUUAUGAUUUAUACUGUCUUGCUGGGCUUGGCUCACGGGUGCUCUACUGUGCAGGAAAGGGUAAGGCAUUAGCUGAUCAGCCAUGAGUUUCAGGAGCAGGGCGAAGAAUGUACAUGUUCACGCCACUUCAGACCAAGCGGGUUAUGGGUCUAACAGUGUUGACUUUUGUAUUCUGUUUUGCCGCUUAGGUCGGCUAGUAAGAAAGAACUUGUAAUAAGUUUGUAAAUAUUUUUGGGAUCCCAACUAUUUUGAAAAGUUUUAAAUAUAUUACAAGUUUAUUUUCAGUCUGUUUAAUAUAAAAGUUUAAAUUCUGCGCUAUUUUAAUUAGUAAUCCCGGUUAGGGGAUUAGGGCUUUAUAAGUAUUUUGGGUAGCGUGCCUAAUUAUUUAGGGCGUUACAUAACCGGUUUCUUUUCAUUCUACAACUAAUGAAUUUAAAUUGCUAACUUGUUUGUUUAUUUUAAUUUCAGAAGGACAAAAUUGAACAUUCUUUAUCUGGCCAUGAAGUUGUACCUGGUAAUGUUCAUGCGGAUGAUGGAUAUGUUGACCCUCAAAAUGAGGUACAAGAAUAAAUAUUUAUCCUAUUUAUUUCUAAGUAUCAGGUUACUUUUUGUAGAUACUUAUUAUCAUAUUUUCGUUAUUAUUCUUGGCAGGAACUCGAAGGCAAAAAAUUGAUGGGUGCUUUAGUUAUAGAGGAUCAUGAUUGUACUGAUGAGGUUGUUGAUGCCGCUUAUUCUGGUUUCAGUGCAGCAAUGAAAUUUAUUCAAAAAUCCAAAGGAGAAGGAGCUCAAAUUACUAAAAAUGAAGAACCACAUACACCUUUUGUUGUUGUUUCCCCUGAUUUGAAGAGCACAACUGAAAAGGCCAAAUUGUCUACUGAGAAUAUGGUUGAUUUAGAGAAAAGGGAGCCCAAACCUUCUGCGAUCUUUCAAUCCCCUUUUGUUACUGAUUUUGGUUCAUCAGAACCUGUACCAGUAGGGAAAAGGAAGAAUUUAGAGAUUGUGAAGGGAAUCAUUCCCUUUCGUAAGGAGAUUGGGAAGAAUGCUACUACUGAAGAAACACAAGCAUACAACGACUGGUAUUUUGAGGGUUAUAAACCUAACACUAAGUCAAAAUAA
This is a messenger RNA of Cannabis sativa, 2515 nucleotides long. RefSeq lists its product as uncharacterized. The transcript is spliced from 3 exons. The record is from RefSeq and is a predicted model, not a curated record. Bases 2072 to 2515 code for a protein of 147 amino acids. NCBI's taxonomy places the organism in Eukaryota, Viridiplantae, Streptophyta, Magnoliopsida, Rosales, Cannabaceae.